Messenger RNA from Diabrotica balteata, 864 nucleotides. The record is from the annotation of a GenBank genome assembly. Lineage: Eukaryota; Metazoa; Arthropoda; Insecta; Coleoptera; Chrysomelidae.
AUGGCCAAUAUUUUCAAAUUUUUUAAUAGGGUGCCUCCAAAUUUUAGAUCACUUUCAACAACUAGUACCAAAAAUGAUGCCUGGUUAUCUAAGAUUUUUGUUAGAAAAAUUGAACCUACAAAGGAAUCGCACAGUAGGAUGUUAAGUGAUAAGGAAAUUAUCUACUCUUUGCAGACACACAAUUAUAGACCUGAUUCUAAAGUAGCAUAUUUACAAAAUGUAAAAAAUACAGUGGACUACCUAAAAACACAAGAUUCUUUAUCAAAAGAAGUUGAACUAGUAGGUUCAUGGACAGUAAAUGUAGGUGAUCAAGAUCAAGCUCUACAUCUGUGGAAGUUUACAGGAGGUUAUGAUAUGAUUGAUCAUUAUAAUGAUGUUACUGGAAAAAGCCAGGAAUUCCAACGUCUAAAUGAAGAACAAGGAAAACUGGUUAGAUCCCGCCACUUGCAAUAUCUUCUAGCAUUUAGUUAUUGGCCUCAAAUUCUAUUGCGACAACCCAAAAAUAUUUAUGAAAUUCGCAGCUACGCUCUAAAACCUGGAACUAUGAUUGAAUGGGGUAAUAACUGGGCUAGGGCAAUUAACUACAGGCAAAAUAAUGAUGAAGCUUUUGCUGGGUUCUUUUCGCAAAUUGGUAGACUAUAUAAUGUUCACCAUAUUUGGUGUAAGUUAUUGAGUGUGCAAUUAGUUUUUAAGAUGAUAAUAUCUGUGAUUUUAGGUUAUACUAGUUUGAAUGGAAGAAAAGAAACUAGGGAAAGUGCCUGGAGGUCCCCAGGUUGGGAUGAAUGUGUCGCUUAUACAGUACCGUUGAUAAGAGAAAUGCAUUGUAGGGUUAUGAUACCAACUGAAUUCUCCCCUACUCUUUAA